Dioszegia hungarica is the source of this 507-nucleotide messenger RNA. Its product is annotated as putative cyclophilin-like peptidyl prolyl cis-trans isomerase. The transcript has 5 exons. Gene Ontology annotation, cellular component: catalytic step 2 spliceosome. Gene Ontology annotation, molecular function: peptidyl-prolyl cis-trans isomerase activity. The record is from RefSeq and is a predicted model, not a curated record. Gene Ontology annotation, biological process: protein peptidyl-prolyl isomerization; protein folding. NCBI's taxonomy places the organism in Eukaryota, Fungi, Basidiomycota, Tremellomycetes, Tremellales, Bulleribasidiaceae. Bases 1 to 507 code for a protein of 168 amino acids.
AUGAGCGGUGCAGAAUACGUUACCUUCGACACGAACGUCGGGCAGUUCACGGUCGAGCUGUAUACAAAGCACGCGCCUAAGACAUGUAACAACUUCAGCAAGCUGGCGGAAAGAGGAUACUAUAACGGCGUUGUCUUCCACCGGAUAAUACCAGGAUUCAUGAUCCAAGGAGGAGACCCAACAGGAACCGGUCGAGGCGGAACAUCCGUCUAUGGCGAUAAGUUCGCUGACGAAUUACAUCCGGACCUGCGCUUCGUCGGUGCUGGGAUCUUAGCAAUGGCGAAUUCUGGACCCAACACAAACGGAUCGCAGUUCUUCAUCACCUGCGCACCAACACCAUUCCUCGACGGCAAGCACACCAUCUUUGGCCGUAUAUCAUCCGGUAUGAAGACCGUCCAGCGCCUAGAAGCGGUCCGGACGGACAACAACGACCGGCCAGUAGAGGAUAUCAAGAUCCACAAGGCCAGGCUGGGCGAGGCGGGGUCGCUGGAGAUACAACAGGCAUAA